ACAAGCGUGCUUCGCUCGUUACAGAGAUCCUUUGGCGUUUCGUCCUCCUUCGUCGAUGCUAGUCUACCCGUUACCUCGCGAAAUCAAGUGGCCCGAAAUCGGAAAAGGUCGCAACCAAAGAAAACCGGCAAGAGUAUAAAGGGAUCUCUUUCAAAAGUAUCUCAAGAUUACUGAAAUCUUUAGAAUGUCGACUUGGAUAUUUGAGAUUUUUCCAAUAAUUAUAUCGACGAAAAUGCAAUAACAACGAUAAUACUAGCGAAAAAAGGCUAAUCAUAUCUGCAGUAACACAACAAGAACACCAAACGUUAUUUCCUUAUUGCUGAUUUUCAUAUAAAGAAAAGAGGAGAUGCGAUUGGAUCCAACAUUCGAGUACGCACUCGAGUUCCUUGCCGGCUUAUCGACAAUUUUCCAAAGGAACGUGUUACGACGGACAAUUACGACGAUAACGAGGAGGAAGAGGACGACGACGACAACGACAACGAUAACGACGAGGAGGAGGAGGACGACAAGGACGACUUGCUGUUCUCGGGAGGGAUAAGAACGCAAGAGAGGCGCGAUAGAUCGUCGCGACGAGAUCUUCCCUAUACGAGAGAUCUCAACGAGUCGGCCAAUGUCGUCGGAUAUUAUUCAUUAUUGGACCCCGCCAAACUUUUAAAUGGUGCACUUCUCCGAAGGGCUUAGUCGUAGUGCAGCAUUAAGUACGCAUAGAAAGUGUCCAAGGAAGUCGAGGAGACCUUAGAACCCUAGACUUUUUCUUACUUUUGUGAACUUUAGAGAUUAAAAAAAAUAGUAAGAGAGAGAGAGAAUCUGUAAAGAAAGGAACGAGCGUAAUACGCGUAGAACAAGUGUCCUUGAUUUGGAAGAUAAAAAAUCAAGAUAAGGUAGAAUAAGAAAAAGAUCAAGAUCGAUAUUAAGCAGGUUGAUGAGGAAUCGGUGAAUCGAUCGUAAAAAAGUGGGAUUGCGAAGGUCGAUCCUGCGUGUGCCUUGCGCGUAUUCGAAGGGAGCGCGAAUGGCCGGGAAAACGAGCAGGGUGUACCCGAUUACGGUGGUCCAGCGUGUCGGUCAGAUCGAUCCCGAAGCACCGGCACCGGAUCGUUGGUAAUGGGGGGUUUAGGCGAGGAUGCCUCCUUCCCGUCGUCGUCAUCGUCAUCGUCGCCGUCGUCACCGUCGUUGCACGCUGUCGUCGCGUUAUCCUCGUGUCCGCGUUUUUGUCGUCGUCGCCGUCGUCGCCGUAGCCUCACCUCGCAGCUGUGCAAAUCAAAGAAAUCUUUCAUCGCAGCUGAUACCCAUCGAAUUAGAUCCGUUAUCCUUACGGUCUUCUUCCUUAUUUUCCGUAGCAUUGAGAAAACUAAUAAGAAGGAGAGAAGAAAUAAUAGUAUUGGUAGCAUCGAUAGUAGAGAUAGUAGGGAAACCGAGACCGUUCGUAGUCAUAGUAUCUUCGCCUCGGAGAGGAAAAAAAAGGAAGGAGAUAGGGUGCUCCUUGGAUCGGCCCCUAGAGAGCCAGAGCAAAAGAGAGGAAAGUGGAGGAGGUGGUGGGGGAGGAGGAGGUGACUCGCCGCCGAGAUGCACCAGGUGCCGUACGGAGUGGGACUCACCUCGAACGAAGGUCGAAUCGCCAAGUUCCGAGAGGAGAGCCAAUGUUACCGGCAAUGGCACCGUCAUCACCAACGACAACGGAAUCAACGACAAAACCAAUAUCACCAGCAACAUUAUCAGCAGCAGCAACAACAGCAGCAGCAGCAGCAGCAGCAACAACAACUACAACAACAAAAGCAACAACGAUGGUCUCGUUGCCGGCCUCGUCGAGAGGAAGAAGGUGACAACGUCGUUGUUUGCGAACGACCGAGACGAGUCUUCGAGUAUACAGAAAAAAGAGACGAAAAUACGCGACGCUUCCACGUUCGGUCGCCUAAAUUGUUCUCCGGAUAUGGGGGCUGUCUCCUGAUACCUUCCAAUUUUCUUCUUAUCGGACUGGUCUUAUGUUACCUUACCCUACCAUCCGUCCAACCGAGACAGGACAAUCAUCAGACCUGUCCCGGGUGUCCUCAUCAGCAACAGCAACAUCAGCACCUUCACGAAAUCCAUCGAGGUGGUGGCAAGCAUGGGACUGCGCCGAGUCCCGACGACCUCAGAUUGGAAGCGAUCAAACAUCAGAUAUUAACGAAAUUAGGCUUAAGAACACGGCCUGACGUUAACAGGACUUUGGCUGCUGUACCGAGGCACCUCGCUUUGGAGACUUUAUAUCGAGCCGAAGCUCAAGCACCACCGCAGUAUCCAGAAAGAACGCGGAAUGAUCACGGAACCGAAUAUUCCGGUGAAUUUCUUUACGGUGGCGACGAGUACUCGUAUAAGAAUCUUGAUCAGCAAAACGAGGAGACGACAACUGAUGGUAAUUCCAGAACUACCACGUCCUACCAGGGGUACGGGGAUUACGACACUAGAUCGGGACACGAGCCUCAGGAGGAGUUGGAUGAUUUUUACGCGAGAACAUCGGAAAUUAUCACUUUUGCCGAACCCGGACGUACGCUGAACGGACAACCAUUACUAGAAUUUCCAAUGUCCAGCGGCGAACCGGCAUUAGAGCCUCUAAGGAUCAAACGGGCGACCCUUUGGACACGAGUAGAAUACAGACAAGCCCAUCACUAUCAACAUCAUCGUCAGGGUCAAAGCAAUCAAAAGAACAUCACUCUCUGGGUAUUUAGGGUGCGUUGUGGCAAUACAACGCAUUUGCGCGGCAAGGAACUCGGGGAGCAUCUCGAAAUGGUGACGCUCCUAGGCGUGAACAUUGGUCAAUUGGGCUGGCAGAAGUUCGAUGUAACAAAGGUCGUCAGCAAUUGGUACACAGCUAACGUGAAUUCACCGAGGGAUAAACUGACGCUUUUGGUGGACUGCACAGGAUGUGGCACGCACGUUCACGUGUCGACCUUCGGCGGGCACUCGCCACACGUGAUCGAGUCCUCGUUAAAUCCAAAAGAUGAUCAAGAUCCUGACAGGCCUUUCCUCGUUGUACGUACGGAUCCAGCGGCUGUGAAACGUGUUAGAAGACGAGCGAUCGAAUGCAGCGGUGCGAUAAAAGGCCAAUGCUGCAAACAAAGAUUCUACGUUAGCUUUUCACAACUCGGAUGGGACGAUUGGAUAAUCGCUCCUCAAGGAUAUUACGCGAAUUACUGCAGAGGCGACUGCGCGGCGGGUCACAGAACGCCGGACACGUUCCUAAACUAUUACACGCACGUGAUCGAAGAAUACAGGAAGAUGGAUCGACUCGCCGGUAUGCAGCCCUGUUGUGCACCCCUCAAAUUUUCGCCGAUGUCGUUGAUAUACUAUGGACCAGACUCAAACAUCAUCAAGAGGGAUCUCCCAAAGAUGGUGGUAGACGAGUGUGGAUGUCCUUAAUUUAAGCUCCGCUGAUAGGGAAAAAGAAAAAGAAAAAAAAAAAAAGAAAGUAAGAAAGAGGAAAAAAGAAAAGCAAAAGAAAAAGAUAGAACAAAAUUGAGCCCUCCCCUGGAAAAAAAAAAAAAAAAAGAAAUCCUCCUCCUGCUCUUUAUCACGAUUUAUCGAAGAGCUUUCGACUUCGUACGUUCAUCGUUGUCAAACUCUUCGAAAAUGAAUUCGUGCGAACGCGAUCGAAAUUUCUCGAUAAGAGCUAAGAAAAAAUGGUUUCAUCGAAAACGCGAUCGUGUUAUCUGUUAUAAUUUCGUAACUAAAUGAUUAGGAGAAUUAGAGGAGGGAAAUAAAUUAGAGGAGGACGAAAAACGAAAAAAAAAAAAAA
Polistes canadensis is the source of this 3769-nucleotide messenger RNA. RefSeq names its product inhibin beta chain (gene Actbeta). The record is from RefSeq and is a predicted model, not a curated record. Gene Ontology annotation, molecular function: growth factor activity; cytokine activity. Gene Ontology annotation, cellular component: extracellular region. Lineage: Eukaryota; Metazoa; Arthropoda; Insecta; Hymenoptera; Vespidae. The transcript has 5 exons. Gene Ontology annotation, biological process: SMAD protein signal transduction. Bases 1564 to 3393 code for a protein of 609 amino acids.